This is a messenger RNA of Heterostelium album PN500, 951 nucleotides long. RefSeq lists its product as uncharacterized. The transcript has 2 exons. NCBI's taxonomy places the organism in Eukaryota, Evosea, Eumycetozoa, Acytosteliales, Acytosteliaceae. The record is from RefSeq and is a predicted model, not a curated record. Bases 1 to 951 code for a protein of 316 amino acids.
AUGAAUAAUAGUUUUCAUUCGUCAACUCCAUCGUCCACUUCAGCUUCAUCUGAUACAAAUUCAUCGAUCUCCUCAUUCACUGUAGAUUCCAGCAAUCUCUCGUCGUCCUACUCUUCAACGUCAUCGUCAUCGUCGUCGUCGUCAAGUUCCUUCUUUAAUAGUCAUAAUCAACACAACAACAAUCCGCAACAGAGUCAGCAUCAACAUCAACAUUCACAUUCCGCUCCACAGUUAUCAACAACAAAAACAAAAACAGAUUCAGAUUCAACUGUUUCCGACAGUCCAAACAAAAACAAAACCAGAAACAAAGAUGGUAAUAGCAGUGUCAUUAACAAUAACUUAACAAAUACAAACGAAAUUGAAAGUGGAAACGAAGGAAAUAACAAUAAUAAUAUAAGUAAUGAAGAAUGCGACAGUAAUAUCAAUAACAGUGAAAUAGAUAGAUUCGACUUUGAAUUACUUCCAGAUCAACCGCUGCAUCUUCAACGACAUCAAUUACAACAACAAGAGUUGAAUACCCAGAUUCAAAAGUAUCAACUUCAUCGUCAUCUGCAUUUUCAAUCGCCAGCGCCACUACCUCCAGGUCAGACACUCUCUUCACCCAUCCCCACAGCAACAGCAACAGCAACAACAACAACAACAACACAGACACCCUAUCAUCAUUUACAUCAUAACCAAUAUUUCGAAUCGACAGACACCAGUAGUAAUAUCAUCAACGUUUUGGAACCAAGAGUAGAGACACCUGAAGAGGUCUUUCAAACGAUCAUGGAGAUUGCUAAAUUCAUUUCUCCCGAUCAAAUUGGUACCACCGACGACUGUGGUUACUCGCCAUUCGGUGAUGACAUGACAACCUCUCGUGAAGUGGCAUUUGCAAAGAUUAAAUCGAGAAUUGAAGGUACAAAAAUGGCAGAGGACUAUUUCAAUGCUCAAUAUUCAAAUUUAGAUAUAUAA